Hemiscyllium ocellatum (epaulette shark) is the source of this 2644-nucleotide messenger RNA. It is a transcript of the gene cyldl, whose product is annotated as cylindromatosis (turban tumor syndrome), like. NCBI's taxonomy places the organism in Eukaryota, Metazoa, Chordata, Chondrichthyes, Orectolobiformes, Hemiscylliidae. Gene Ontology annotation, biological process: protein K63-linked deubiquitination. Gene Ontology annotation, cellular component: cytosol. Gene Ontology annotation, molecular function: cysteine-type deubiquitinase activity; K63-linked deubiquitinase activity. The coding region runs from base 216 to 2582 and encodes 788 amino acids. The record is from RefSeq and is a predicted model, not a curated record. The transcript has 15 exons.
UUCAAAAGGCGGAAGCAGCUAGUAAACUGGAGGAGAAAGAGAAAGAGAAAGGUCCUGAAGCAGGAAGAGUGGUUUCAGUGGGUAGUAGCAGCAGCAGCAUUUGGAUUGAGUCAGUCUCUCCCUGUAGUAUCCAGGAGGGAUACAUUGUAUCACAGAAGCUGAAGUGAAACAUUGAGGAGCAGCUGAGCCCCUGGACCAGGGUGUGGUUGGCAACAAUGCCCCUGUCUGGUAAGAAAGAGACGAAAUAUUGCUACUUCAUUCUGGUGGAGGACCUGUGCGUUCAGAGCCGGGUCUUUCCUGCUGGCAACAUCGCCGUCAUUUCAGAGGCCGAUCACCUGCAGAAUGAGGCUGCGGAGGUGGGUCGCAGAGCCAAGUUCCACCUGGUGGAGGCGGAUGUGUACCUGACCCUGGAGGUGGCCAGUCUGCGCCUGCUCACCGAGCAGGAGGCUGGCUUUCUACAGGCAGUCAGUCCCUCGGCCCAGCGCCUAAACCUCUACCUGGAGAAGACCGCUCUGCAAAGUGCACAGCAGCUCCAUGUCCACGAUCCCGUCACUGUCGACUACAAAUCCCUCUCGCUGCCUGGAGUCAUCGCUUACAUCGGAAGCAUCUGUGACAGCGCGAAGCUUUCUGGAACAUUCUUCGGAAUAGAGUUACAGGUGGAAGUGGAAGAAGAUGGGAAAAAUGACGGAACGUUUGGCGGGAAGCAGUACUUCCAGUGCAAGAAAGGUCACGGCAUCUUUGUGCCGUUCAACAAAGUCAGGCGGCGCAGGAGCAUCGGAGAGGCGGGGCAGUGCGUGGGCCCGGGAGACGGGAAGGCGGAGGAUCCACCGAGGGAUCACCCGGUUGCUCCCGGUGACCGAGUGGUCGUCUGCAUAGAGGAGAGGAUGGAAAGGGGGGUGGUGAUCGAUGUCAUCGACAGAGGCUCAGCCGUGUUGGUCAAUUUCGAGUCGGACCAGAAGAAGGGAGAGGAACUGAUGAUGCAAUUGACGGUGCCACUGUCUUCCGUCAUAAGAGAAGACCUGUUUCAACCUGCUGGCAAAAUGCACCCCAGUGCUCCCAGAGAUGGUGAGCUCUUGGUGGACGGAGGUUUCACACGCGUGCCCCUGGAAAACGGAGGGAGCCGGUCGGCGCACUUCUUCCUGGGAGUUAGCUCCGUCGUACAAAUCGACAUGGGCAAAGGUCAGCUGAUGACUGGAGUGAUCCGGUGGAUGGGUUACCUCCCCGAGAUGGUGGGGGAAAUCGCUGGUGUCGAGCUGGAUGAAGACCGAGGGCUGUCCGACGGGACCUGGAAGGGACACCGGUAUUUCCAUUGCGCUCCUAAAAGAGGGAUCUUUGUCCGAGUGGAAUCCUGUCGGCCGGACACCCGUUUCCAGUCUCUCCUCAUCAACUCGGAGAACUCCCAAGAUCCGGGGCAGAGCUGGAACCUGGAGAGCAGCGUGGUCCCCAUUGUUACCCCUCCCCCGAGGAACGAGGAGGCAGUGCGGGUCCUCGAGGGCCGGAUGCGUGGGAUUCAGGGGCACUGCAAUUCCUGCUACAUGGAUACUGCCCUCUUCAGCCUCUUCUCCUGUACGUUGGUGCUGGACUCCAUGCUUCACAAAUCCACCAGCCCCCAGUGCGGACACAUCCAGCGGAUCCUCCGGGAGGAGAUCGUCAAUCCACUUCGCAGAGACGGGUUUGUCGACUGUAAAAAGGUCAUGAACCUGAGGAUGGAGCUGACAGCGGGUGGUUCCUGUGCAGGGUUCACCAGUGAGGAGAAAGACCCGGAGGAGUUCCUCAAUGUCAUCAUGCAGCACGUGCUUGGCCUGGAGCCGUUACUCAAACUCAGGUCAGCAGGCCACAAGGAGCAGGAGUGUUACUGCCAUCAGAUCUUCAUCGACCAGGACGAUGACCUGACCGUUCCCACAGUGCAGCAACUGGUGGAGCAUUCCUUCCACAGUAACCAGCUCAAACUGGCUGAGGUCCCAUCGUGUCUCAUCGUACAGAUGCCUCGCUUUGGGAAGAAUUACAAAAUGUUUGAGAAAAUCAUUCCAUCUCUGGAGCUGGACAUCACGGACCUGCUGUGGGACAGUCCCAGGGAAUGCUGCCUGUGCGGAGAUCUGGCCACUCAGGAAUGUGAGGAGUGCUUCAAGGACAAGGUGUUCUCAAAAACGGGACUCAAGCAAUUCUGUGACAUCUGCUGGCACCAGGUUCACUCCCACCCCUCCAGGCACAGCCACCGCUCUGUACAGCUGGAAUGCCCACGAGGCUUUGCUCGCUCUGGGAAGAGUCCGAUCCCACGGGAGAAGAUGCAGCUCUUUGCCGUGCUCUGUAUUGAGACCAGCCACUACGUCUCGUUCAUCAAAUACGGGCCUGAGGACCACCACUGGAUGUUCUUCGACAGCAUGUCUGACAGACACGGUGGCGAGAGUGGGUACAACAUCCCCACGGUGAUGCUGUGCCCGGAAGUGGCGAAAUACACCCAGCGCUCAGCCGCCCAGUUGGCCAAAGAGAACCCGCGGGACAUGGAGGGUGUGGCCAAACGCCAGCUGUGUGACGCCUACAUGUACCUGUACGAACACCCGCGCAUGGCCGUCUACAAGUGAGCAGCACUCCCCCCAUCGCCCAGCACCGGGGUAGGGACUGGUGGAGGAUGGGGUGGGGGGCA